This is a messenger RNA of Leptonychotes weddellii (Weddell seal), 1973 nucleotides long. It is a transcript of the gene MFNG, whose product is annotated as MFNG O-fucosylpeptide 3-beta-N-acetylglucosaminyltransferase. Gene Ontology annotation, biological process: pattern specification process. The record is from RefSeq and is a predicted model, not a curated record. Gene Ontology annotation, cellular component: Golgi membrane. Gene Ontology annotation, molecular function: O-fucosylpeptide 3-beta-N-acetylglucosaminyltransferase activity. Lineage: Eukaryota; Metazoa; Chordata; Mammalia; Carnivora; Phocidae.
CUCCCACCUCCCCGUCCUUGCCUGCCCACCCCCACCCCCCGAUGCCUACCAGACCUUUGCCUGGGCCGGGGCCCCCGCCGAACCAGCCUCGCCUCCCUGUCCGGCUGGGAUUCGGGGGCUGAGCUGUCUGGGGUCCCAGGGCCAAUGCAGUGCCGUCUCGUCCGGGGCCUGGCGGGAGCCCUCCUCACCCUUCUGUGCAUGGGGCUCCUCUCCCUACGGUACCACUCGAGCCUGUUCCCACAGAGCAUGCGGGAGACCCCCGGGCUGAGCCCGCCAAGCCCUCUGUCCCCUGAGCUGCGGCUGCACGAUGUCUUCAUUGCAGUCAAGACGACCCGAGCCUUCCACCGCUCCCGCCUGGAGCUGCUGCUCGACACGUGGGUCUCCAGGACCAGGGAACAGACGUUUGUCUUCACCGACAGCCCAGACGAAGGCCUCCAGGAGAGACUGGGAUCUCACCUUGUGGUCACCAACUGCUCUGCUGAGCACAGCCACCCCGCCCUGUCCUGCAAGAUGGCUGCUGAGUUUGACACCUUCUUGGCCCGUGGGCUGCGGUGGUUCUGCCACGUGGAUGACGACAACUACGUGAACCCAAGGGCACUGCUGAAGCUGCUAAAAGCCUUCCCACAGACUCACGACGUCUACGUAGGCCGGCCCAGCCUGAACCGGCCUAUCCGCGCUUCUGAGCCGAGACCCCACAACCGCACGAGGCUGGUACAGUUCUGGUUUGCCACCGGGGGUGCUGGCUUCUGCAUCAAUCGCAAACUGGCUUUGAAGAUGGCCCCGUGGGCCAGCGGCUCCCGCUUCGUGGAAACGUCUGCCCUCAUCCGAUUGCCUGACGACUGCACUGUGGGCUACAUCGUUGAGUGCAAGCUAGGCGGCCGCCUGCAGCCCAGCCCCCUCUUCCAUUCCCACCUGGAGACCCUGCAGCUGCUGGGGGCUGCCCAGCUCCCAGAGCAGGUCACCCUCAGCUACGGCAUCUUUGAGGGGAAGCUCAAUGUCAUUAAGCUACAAGGCCCCUUCUCCCCCGAGGAGGACCCUUCCAGGUUCCAUUCCCUCCAUUGUCUCCUCUACCCAGAUACUCCUUGGUGCCCACAGCUGAUGGCCAGAUGAACCCUGAACGGCUGGGCAAAGUUUGGGCUGAGGCUUCUGGCUGUCCUUGGCCUCCCCAGGCAGCCCUGGGGACUCAUGGCAAGUGCUCUUUGGUAGGGAGUCCCCGGCAGGGCCUCUGAGUGGUGGGUCAGCCCAGGAUUGGGUGGUGGCUGGCGGUGAAGGCGUCCUAGGCCCCUGGGAGGUCGGUUGGACAACCCAGAGGAGGGCCAGAGAGGCCCCAGGGGCUGGGCUUCUAUGGGCCUUGGGUGGCUGAAUUGAACAAACAUGGAGGGCCCUUGAACUGGGUUGGGGCUCAGGGGUCCUAACCCUCCAGAGAAUUACAUGGGCCCUUGGGUGGGGUCUGGCCUCCACCCCCAGCUCUGGUCUCUGUCAUUCCCCUGGGGUCAAGCACUGGGCCACCCACUCCUGGCUCCCUUGGCUGGAUCCCCAACCCCUGAGGGGACCCAGGUGGAAUAAGGGCAGAGCCCGGGGUCUGUGGCAGGGGCUGUCAUUGCUGACCAGUGUCCAGCUCCUUGCUCCGACCCCUUGCUAACAGAUCCCAUUUUGCUUGGAGUAUCGGCGUGCCCAGACCCUGAUGGUGGAUCGUGAUGGAUCCCAGCCCAUGGUGACGAUCCUUUUGCUCACUUUCCCAGCCUCCCUUGCUCAGUCUGUUAGUGCGAAUUAAACAAAGCCAAUAGAGAGGCUUCUGGGGAAGACUUUGCAGUCCCGUACCCCAUACCUUUAUGCUGCGAAUGUGGAUGUGAUGUCUGGAUCUGGGGCAGUUGUCUUGUUAUCAUGAAGGAAAGGCCAUGACAGUCAGGCACACCUGUCCCUUUUGGCAUCUGGUUCUGUGAGAAAAUUAAACCCUUACUUGGUUCAACCUC